Molecule: messenger RNA, 1053 nt
Organism: Hippocampus zosterae (dwarf seahorse)
Lineage: Eukaryota; Metazoa; Chordata; Actinopteri; Syngnathiformes; Syngnathidae
Product: transcription factor 7-like 1
Exons: 8
Coding region: 91-990 (299 amino acids)
Biological process (GO): regulation of transcription by RNA polymerase II; canonical Wnt signaling pathway
Cellular component (GO): beta-catenin-TCF complex
Molecular function (GO): RNA polymerase II cis-regulatory region sequence-specific DNA binding; DNA-binding transcription factor activity, RNA polymerase II-specific
Source: RefSeq, a predicted model, not a curated record
UAUCGAGGAAAAGUCCAUUGUUGGCCUUCUGAAAAGGGGAUCAGGGCACUCUGGCGCAGGCUUUUCUUCAUCAAACGUCGGCGCCGUCCAAUGGAUCGAGACGAGCUCUCAGAGCGGUCCCGGGCCGGGCCCGACUUGUCCUCGUGCCCAAAUCUCCCUUCGCUCUGCGAGCCGUCGGCGGAAAGCGUCUACGCGGAGCUUCGGACGGUCGAAGGCGAGGUGGACGGCUCGGGUGUCUGGUUCCCCCUUGGGAAGUUGCUGGAGGUCCCGGCUCCGAUGAUUCCCGCCUUGGACCCGCUGUACACGCCUCCGGGUUUGAUGCUGCCUUCCGGCCAAGGCCUGUCUCUUCCCUAUGAAUGCUACGCAAAUCCCUUUGAUCCUCAACUGGGAGAAGAGCCAGCCAUGAUGAUGAUGAUGAGGAUGAUGAUGCAACCGGGGGCGGAGAGCUUGACCACCACAGGGCAUGUAAACAGAAAUAUCCCACCAAGAAGUGCGUCGCCUUGUGCUGCCGCCUCAUCCAACUCCUCCGCAGCACUUCGAGGAGCAGAGAGCGAAGAGCAACGGGAUGAAAAGAAAAAGGGAGGAGGCUACAUCAAGAAGCCGCUCAACGCCUUCAUGCUGUUCCGGCAGGAGCAGAGGCCAAAGGUCGUCGCUUUGCUCAACAUUCGAAACAGCGCCGAUGUCAACAAAGUGGUCGGACAGAUGUGGAAGUCGCUGAGCAAAAAGCAACAGAGGAAAUACUACGAGCUCGCCGACGCUGCCAAACUCCUCCACAGCCAGCAGCAUCCCGAUUGGUCCUGCACUGAAAACUACGGGAAGAAGCGAAAGAGGCAAAGGGUCAAAGUUCAUGGCAAAGGUCAAGAGGACACCUGGCAGGCCUCCAGCCCGGACGUGACGAGCGAUGCGACGCACGCAAUCAAGCAGGAAAGUCAUCACAGGGGCGCCAAGCACCAAAAGCAGCUUCGAGUGAUGCUGGAGUUGAUGCUUUAAGCAGACACCUUCUGGGGUCCUUCAUUCCGUUUCGUCAAGAUUCAAUAAAGUUUUCCAAUAAAA